Molecule: messenger RNA, 1314 nt
Organism: Camellia sinensis
Lineage: Eukaryota; Viridiplantae; Streptophyta; Magnoliopsida; Ericales; Theaceae
Source: RefSeq, a predicted model, not a curated record
AUGGAUCAAGCAUUGAAUCCUACUGCAAUUAAUAGUUACUUGUCUGCUAUUGAAGCUUUGAGUGGAACUAAUUUUAAGAAAUGGAAUGAGCAAAUUGGAAUUAUUUUGGGAAUUAUGGAUUUAGACUAUGCAUUAAGAGAGCAAGCACCUACAAAGCCUAAUGAUACAAGUUCUAAUGAACAAAUGGCUUUAUAUGAAAAAUGGGAACGCUCUAAUCGCUUAAGUCUAAUGAUUAUGAAAGGCUCAAUUAUGCCUGCAAUUCAAGGAGCAAUCCCUAUUUCUGAAAGUGCAGUGAACUAUAUGAAAUCUAUUGAAGAACAAUUCAUUCGAACUUCCAAAUCCCUUGCUAGUACUCUUAUGAUUAAAAUGAUGACAAUGAAAUAUGAUGGUUUGAGUGGUAUCAAUUAUAAUACGCAAAAAGAUAAGUGGAAGAUGAGCGAGUUAAUUGCCAUGUGUGUUCAAGAAGAAGAGAAGCUUAAAGCUGAAAACCCUGAUAUCGCUCACCUUACCACCAUGGGUCCAACCAAAAAAAUAUCAAGAAAGGCAAAAGGAUACCUUACAAGUCGGAAACUAAAUAAAGGACAACGAACCAUUACGGUUGGGAAUGGAAUAGAAGUGGAUGCUGAGGCUAUUGGCAUCCUCUAUCUAAUUUUAGACUCUGGUUUCAUUUUAGAUUUAGUAAACACAGUUUAUGUUCUUGUUUUUACUAGAAACCUAAUUUCUGUUUCACAACUUGAUUCUUGUGAUUCCACUUAUGCACAAUCUCUUUUAUCCUUUCAUCUAAACGACUCGGUAAAUAAAAAAAGAAAGCGAGUGAAUGAAAAAUCAUCCAUGUUGUGGCAUAAGCGCUUGGGUCACAUAUCAAGAGAAAGGAUGGAACAUCCUAUUAAAGACGGAAUUUUAAGUUCACUUGAUUUUUCUGAUUUUAGUACUUGUGUGAAUUGCAUUAAAGGGAAAUACACAAAGACAAAGAAAAAGGGUGUUACUAGGACUACUGAAUUAUUAGCCACAAUUCAUAUUGAUAUAUGUAGUCCCUUUACUGUUCCAACUAUUUAUAGACAUAAACAUUUUAUUACUUUUCUUGAUGACUUUUCUAAGUAUACUUAUGUGUAUCUUAUUUGUGAAAAACCAGAAGCACUGGAUAUAUUCAAUCUCUAUAAAGCUGAAGUUGAAAAUCAACUAGAUAGACAGAUUAAAAGUGUAAGAUCUAAUAGAGGCGGUGAAUAUUAUGGUAGAUUCACUGUGUCGGGUCAAAAUCCAAGUGGUUUUGCUUUAUUUGUAGCUGAGAAUGAUAUUAUUGCUAACUACACAUGA